AGAUCACAAGAAUCUGCGAGCUUCUAGGCGCGAGGUAGCUUUCCAAGUUAGCUCCAAAGCCUACCUCUUCUCUUUAGACUACAUGGCGCCACCUGCGGUGAGAUACAGAAUCCAGUCAUCAAUCGCUGAAGGGGGCGAGCGACGCUAUUCAAUAUUAUCAGUUGCUGAUGACGUCGCACACAAGAGGCACAGGAAGAAUCCAUUUGAUCAGAAGUACCUUUCGUUAGCCUUGGCACCAUUUGACAUUGUAAGACACAUGUGGACUUCGCAGCCUACACCGGCCACUACCCUGUUCAGUGCCGUAACUUUCAUACACAGGCAGAUAAGAAGGGUAAAUCAAGAGAUGUCGUCACGAAGGCUGACGUGGAGGAGGCGUCAACGAAUGUCCAUGUCCGAGCGGAGCUCAUUCGAACAAUGCGAGGUGUGCGAGAUUUCUAGACGCCGCUGUUUUAUGAAACAUUGUGGCAUUUUGCCGAGUAACGCGCUUAAAAUUAAACCAGAUGUAUUGUCGAAGAAGACCAAUGAGGCCGUUCGGGAGCUGAAGACCACAGCAAGGGAGCCGGAUGCCAAGCCUGCAAAAUCAGGUCACUAAGUUUUUGUAGUGUUUUGCAGGUCGUUUGAACUAAUACCGAACAACCCUCACUAAUUACAGCUCGUGUCAUCAACGGACAAGAGUCGUCAGGAUCAGACCUUGAACGGUACAAAAGAAUAUUCGGGAAGGGAGAAGCUCUUAGCGAAGAAGUUAAGAGCAGAGGAAGCGCAAGCAGAAGACAUAAAUUUGGCUGCGUCUCUGGCGUUUCGGAUGAGCGUCAGAAUAAGCAGAGCGUGCUUGACUUGAACUUGGAUAAUGCUGUGGCUAAUGCAGUAAGUUCGAUGCACCUUAGUUUGGACAUAAUCUACAGACGCAUGGCCCUUAUGAUUUAACACCCUGACAGAUGAGUAAAUUUUCUGGUAAGUCCUAUUCUCUCAAGCGUGAGGAGCUGUGUUUCAACCUUUCCUCUUCCACUUCUGGAAGUUUAGAAACCACAAUCUCAAGGUAAGCAGCUUCAUGCUGAGCGACUAUUGAGCGCUUCUACAUAUAGCACGGUGUAACCACUUCUUAUUUCCUUGUGAAGGGUGCUUGACUGGCAUGGACAGCCUGAUGGCGUCCCCGACAUCAGCAUUCCCGCAUAUUUUGACUUUAAACCGUUUAAGGAACUUGUUGUUCCCAUUGAAGAGGACCUCUUGGAUGACGGAGCUGGUGACAAGGAUGGGCCGGUUGAAGUUCUGUCACUUUUUGCUGACAGCACUGCAUCUGGCAUCCCCCUUCCAAACAUAGGGGCAGAUUGUGUAAGUUGGUUGCCCAUUGCCGUCGGAGAGUCUGUGGGUGCACAGUAUAUCCAUCGCUAUGGUACGUGGUGCAAAUCUGGAUUGACUAUGCUCUGGCUUCUGCAGUUGCACGGGGAAGCCUUGGACUGUGAUGCUCCAAAUGAAGAUAAUAUGGCUUUCGAUGACAUCAGUGACUUCGAUGACUUUGAGCUUGUCGACAAGCUCGUGGAGGAAUAUGCAGCCAAGAAGGCUGCUGAGGCAGUACAUAUUACCGGCUUGCGUGACGAGGUAGUACUUAGAGUUCUGGUAAAGUCUUGUGUCUUCUGGCUCGGUGUCCCUCAAAUUUUACUGAACUAAUGUCUCUCCACUUGACUGACAGGCCACACUCGUGAUGACCUCACAAUCGGUUCAUGUACAAGGUCAUGCUCAACAGAUGAGUGCUGGUCAUGCUCAACAGAUGGGUGCUGGUCAUGCUCAACAGAUGGGUGCUGGUCAUGCUCAACAGAUGGGUGCUGGUCAUGCUCAACAGAUGGGUGCUGGCCAUGCUCAACAGAUGGGUGCUGGUCAUGCACACCAGAUGGGUGCUGGUCAUGCUUAUCAUGUGAAUGCUGGUUAUGCACAUCAUGCGGGUGCUGCGGCAGACCCCUUAUUGCCUCAGGAGCAUCAGCAAGGGCCUGCACCUCCUGAACCGUACACAGAAUUAGCCACAGAAUCAGCAGAAGCAACCGAAGCUAAUCCAAGCAGUCACGGGGCAGCUCAAGCCUGCACUCCCUAUAAGCCGCAGUUUGGUAAAAGGAAAUCGAGGCUGGAGAAAGUUGUUCCAACUUCAACUGACCAACCAGAUGAUGAUCUUAUGGGAGCACCACCGAGCCAAUCAAAGAAACAGCCAGCACAAAUGGCUGUGGAUGAAAUUGACCCCGCAGAUGGAGUCAUACAAGCUGAGGAGACUUUGGCAGCUGACAAGGUAUGAUUUCUUUCAUGAGUGGAGCAAUUCAAAGUGUCCAUGCCCUUGACCUAUUUCAAGCAGGGUCCCAGUAUCCUACUCCUGGACCGGCUCGUGGUUUCGAGGUUUCGGGAGGCCGAUUCCAUCAGCUCCAUUCGACAAACCAGGCAAAUUCGUGAUGCAGAGAGGCUUCUUAUGCCACCAGUACAAUGCAAUUAUACACUUCCCUCAGAUCCAUGGGAGGAUACCGAUAUGGACCGAGACAUGUUCAGACUUUCAAUGUACAAGUCAAGGAUCGACAUUGUUUCGUACCGCGAGAAGCUUAUUAGUGACCCUUCCCUGGUUCCAAUAUAUCUCAUAUGCCACUCGUACCAUAUGAGGGUGACACUGUCUGGGUUCCACCAUCGGAGAUGGGGGGGAUUAAUGACUACAAUCAAGACCAUGACAACCCAUUGGAGUCUCCACCUGAGUUGCCAUCUGGUUCCCCCCUGGGUGAAGAGCACGACGACCAGGAUUUCUGGGAUUCGUGUGGAUGGGAGGAGCUGGAUCCAGUUUACGCUCCAAAUCAUGAUGCCCCAAACAUGUUGCAUCAGCCUCAACGACAAACGCCGGCGGUGGUUUAUUGCAAACCAAGUGCUGGCCCAUCUGCUGACAAUCCUCUUUGUAUUUCACCUCCAGGAGAUUCAAGGAUCCAGCAUGAGCAUAAGGGGAUGUCAUCUGCACCUGUUUCUGUAAGGAACAGUACCUACCCAGUGUCAUUCACUGUUCCAGUAACCGCUGACCAUGGACAACCAGAAGCACCAUAUCUACACGUCGAUGCAUGCUACACGGACCUCCAUUCAAUGGCUGUAGCUGAACAUGCCCCAAGUGCAGCAGGCCAGUGCAGCAACUUUCCCAAACCCAAGAGAGACGAUGCGGUGCCACUUGAUCUACGACCUGCAGAACCUUCUCCUCCACACCUGUCUGCUUCCACGACAUCAACAGGACCUCCUGAUCCGAGUUCACAGUGGCUUGGAUCACAAUCUAUGGCAAUGCAUCCUCAGUGCUCCAUGGAUUCGUCUCUUGCAGAGACACCCGCUUCUGGGCAGGGUAGAGGGAAGCGCCCCAGGCUCCAAGACUUGAUUGAGCAAGUGAUGACUCGAGAUGUGUAUCCGGAGCAUUUAUCUGAUCCAUCAAGCAUCUCUGCGCUUUCAGACAAGCUUAAGAAGGACAUUGCUGUGGCGGUCCAAUCUGGAGGAAGAGCUUUUGGAAGGGAUCAUGUGAUAGAGAUGCUUGGACAAACCGCUGCGAAGGGUAAAACUGAGGAGAAACGUUUUUUUACGGUACAAGUUCCCCUUCCUAACAGUGAUUUGUGCUGCAGGAACAAUGACAGCGCAGAGGUACCUUAUGGUGCUGCUGAACCUUGCACAUCACCACAACAUGUUGCCUCCAGAACGAAGGGUGAGCAUGAUUGAAGGUUUUGGGGCGAGAUGUCUGGCUUUGUGUGUUUCAGUUAGUGAAAUUCUUUUGGUUUGCAGGAGCUAGCAAUAAGCGAUACGGAAUUUGUUCUGCACUGCUCAUCUGGAGCGGGUCCUUCCUGUGUGGAAUUGAGAUUGUCAAACGAGUCUGGCGUGUUGAUGCCGGAAGCCAUCAGCAGCCGCUGAUGAUGUUGAAGCAUUGGUGUUUCUCUGCAAUGGUAGUCUCUCUCUGCAUCGGACGUCCUCUAACUCCAGUGCAAAAGCCCAAUUGUAUCAUCUAAAGCAUUGUCUUCGUCUUGCUGAGCGGAGGCAAUGUGCUUGCUUUGUUUCAACGUUUUUUUCCCCCCGUGUUCUUUUGACUUUGGUGGGUGGCAAGCAAUGAAGCAAAUUCCGUUCGAAGCAGACAAAGGGCAAGGAGCUACAGUAAAGAGCAGUUAGCUAGCCUUUCAAUUGUUUUGUUUAGGAAAAGUUUU
This is a messenger RNA of Closterium sp. NIES-67, 4181 nucleotides long. The record is from the annotation of a GenBank genome assembly. Lineage: Eukaryota; Viridiplantae; Streptophyta; Zygnematophyceae; Desmidiales; Closteriaceae.